This is a messenger RNA of Rubroshorea leprosula, 429 nucleotides long. Lineage: Eukaryota; Viridiplantae; Streptophyta; Magnoliopsida; Malvales; Dipterocarpaceae. The record is from the annotation of a GenBank genome assembly.
CCGAGCUGGGUAACGCUAGCUUGUAACCUGAGUGGGGGCCUUAGGGUGAUGGGACGCUGGUCCAGCCCAUUGUGUAGGGUCCGCAGAUGCUAAUUUCUGGCUUGCCCGUUCCAAGCUGGGAGUUGAACCUUGUGACUCGAGCCAAAGCUUGGGCUACCUUCUUCCUAGAGUGGAGGGGUCCGCGUGAGGCUGGUUUCACAGAGCAGCGAAAACCUCCCCCUCUCGGCAGUGGAAGGAUAACAGGCUGGUGUUUCUCAGGCCUACCAUGGCACAAUAGACUGAUCCUAGCUGGACCAUCCCCUUUUUGAUUUUGGGCAUAACUAUUUUCUUUUUAGGUCAAAGGACUUAUUUGCACCCUACACUUAAUUGUUUUCCUCCCUAUUCACACCCUUAACUUUUCAAAACCUGUAAAAAACUCAAUAUUUUAAC